UCAAAGCAUUAAACCGGUUACACGCACUCUAGAUAGGUUAAAGCACUUUAGUGUAAGCAGGGCAGUGAGGAUCUGACAAUACAGAGUAGGCAGAGAAGGACGACUAGUAUAGACAGAAGCCAGCAAACUCACUUAAGGCCAUCAUUGUGUCUUGUCUCCUACAGAUUACAACACUAAGAGCCUCACUAGAAGAAAAAGAAAAGGGCUGCUGCGUUGGGUGUUUUUUCUUCUGAAGGGGGAAGAGGAUUUGACUCCGUUGCUGCUUGCGGGUGUUUUGAGUUGGUGUCGGAGAGGAGUGGAGAGGGGAGGGGGCUCUGCCAGUUCCUGGAGUCUGUGUCCCAGACGCUGCUACAUUACUCCGACCUCUCAGCCCCGAUUUCAAGAUGCCCCUGACGGCUUCUGCCAAUUUUUUGGGCAAGAGCUACAAUUAUGAUUACGACUACGACUCCUUCCAGCCGGUUUUCUACGAUGAAGACGAGAAUUUCUACCAGCAGCAGCUGCCGGCUCCGAGCGAGGACAUCUGGAAGAAAUUCGAGCUGCUGCCCACCCCGCCGCUGUCGCCGAGCCGCAGACCCAGUUUCAGCCUCUUUCCUUCCAACGCCGACCAGUUGGAGAUAGUCACCGAGUUCCUGGGCGACGACCUGGUCAACCAGAGCUUCAUCUGCGACGCGGACAGCGAGUCGGUGCUCAAGUCCAUCAUCAUCCAGGACUGUAUGUGGAGCGGUUUCUCGGCGGCAGCGAAGCUGGAGAAGGUGGUGAGCGAGCGGCUGGCUUCGUUGCAAGCAGCCAGGAAGGAGCCGGGAGCCCCCAGCACCUCAUCCACCCCUUCCUCCUCUUCUUCCUCACCUCCCCUGCGGACCCCGUCUUGCAAUACUCCCGCUUCGGCUGGGGGUGCCGUCUUAACCCCUCCCGCUGCUCCCAGCUCCUCCGCCGUCUCUGCUGCUGCAGCAACCCCCGGCCACCUAGGCAUGGGGCUGGGCACCGCUUCCAGCACCUACCUGCACGACCUCAACACUUCUGCUACCGAUUGCAUCGACCCUUCGGUGGUGUUCCCUUAUCCGUUCGCCGAGCAUAAAGUGUCGCUGCCCCUCCCUCCCGGAGCCGGCAGCCCCCCUGCCACAGACACGCCAAGUGACUCUGAAGAAGAGCAGGAGGAUGAUGAGGACGAGGAUGAUUAUGAGGAGGAAGAGGAGGAUGAAGAAGAAAUUGAUGUGGUCACUGUGGAGAAGAGGCAGCCCUCUAACAGGAAAGCCGAGUUAAACACAAACACAGUUCGGGUCUCCCGGCCUCAGCACAGCCCUCUGGUUCUCAAGCGGUGCCAUGUCUCCACUCAUCAGCACAAUUACGCCGCUCCCUCCCCCCAGCCUCCCACCAAGCGCCUCAAGGUGGAGAGCAGUCGAGUGCUCAAGCAGAUCAGCACCAACAGCAAGGGGAAGUGCCCAAGCCCGAGGACGUCAGACUCUGAAGAGAAUGACAAGAGGAGGACGCACAACGUCCUGGAGCGCCAACGGAGGAACGAGCUGAAAUUGAGCUUUUUUGCUUUAAGGGAUCAAAUCCCGGAGGUGGCAAUGAAUGACAAAGCGGCCAAAGUGGUCAUCCUCAAAAAGGCAACAGAACACAUACUGUCAAUCCAGUCAAACGAACAGAGACUGAUAUUGGAGAAAGAACAAUUGAGGAGGAAGCGAGAACAACUGAAACACAGGCUUGAGCAGCUGAGGAACUCUAGCAGACAGAAAUAUUAAUCAUUGGCAUUUUUCUUGUUUUUCUGAACUGCCUGAAGGCAUUUCUGCUUUCUAAUUCUUUACAAGAAAAUUCCAGGACAAAGACAUGCAAAUUUGCUGAACUUUCUUCCUGCAUGCUAAUGCAUCAUAGACUGAAACUACACAACCAUGGCCAGGCUAUUCUUUGUGGUGACACUUUGAUUUUGGCCAGAAAUAUGUGAUACUGCCUCAUUAUAUGUUAAGACUCUUUGCCACAUUUUUUCUGGCGGGGUGGAUUUAUCAUGUAUUAGUCUCGCCAAGUUUUAAUUUACAGAUAUAUUUGUAUUUAAUGCAUUUAUUUUUCUUAAAAAAAAGAAAAUCUUAUUGACAGUUUAAGACUACACUUUUUUGUUUUAAUUACCAUUUUGUAAAGAUUUGUAUAGUUAUUAAAAUUCUUGUAGAAAAAUUAGCAGUUUAUGUAAAAUCACUUGCUAAGCAGUUUUGUGAUGAGCUGAAAUUUUGUUGCAAAGUUUCUCAGCAUGUGAAUCGUGCCAUAAAAAAUUUCAUUUAAUCCUUGGCUGUAAUUUCUUUUACUGCAUCACUUUUGUUCAACAUACUGCAAUUGAUUUGUCACAAUAUCUUUUCACUUCAUGUAAGUGUAUGAAUUGAAGGGGAGAGCUGGCAGGCCAAUGUUAUUUGCACCAAGAAAUAGUUGGGCAGGAAAGAGGGAGUGAUGUAAUUUCUAUAAUGGAAAGUAUGUAUUUGAUCUCAACCACCAUUUAUUUCAGGAAAAAUGAUUAAUUGAUGUGAAUUACUCUUCAGUUAUACCAAUGUAGGAAAUGUGCCAAUUAAUUAAGUACUAUUACUUUCUUUAGUUAGGUUCUCCCAGUUUAUGAAAUUAACUUCAUUUUUUUGAACCAAUGAAGUUCACAAAGCUUCCAGAAAGGGAAACGAGGUCGGGUGUGGUUGAUGGAUUCUGAGAAUUGAGUGGAAGGAAAUUAGUUGGUCUUGUCAGCUGGAAAGCUAACUGACUGUAGCUACAGUCAGUGUUUCACCAGAAAUCUCAGCUAGCCAAUAGAAUGAAGUCUUCAAGAUGGUAUCAUUGAUAAUCGUGCACUUUUGCCAGAUGGUCCCACACAAUUCUAAACAUUUAACAUCACUUUCAAAGAAAACAAAUCCAUUGUGCAGAGUUAUCCAUUCUAAGGAUAUGGAAAUCAUUCAGUAUGACCACAUAUAUGCAUCUUUAUAAUUGGCAGUACUUGCAUGAGUGGAGCGUUAACACUGGUGAUUGUUCCAAAUAGCACAUUUAAAUCAUCUCAGUUCUCUGUCAGUAAAAUAAUGUCACUUAAUUUCUCUGAUCUAUUAUAUAUCCACUCAUAUGUAUAAAACAUUGGAGCCAGGCAUGACAGAUACUUGUAAGUCACACAAUGAAUUUCUGAAUGAUAUACAGCAAUUGAAUAGGUAAUAAUUAAAACUUGUACAAUAAUGAAAUAAUCAUAAUGAAUGUGUUGAUAUUCCAGCUUUAGUUAUUUGUAUUGGUUCAUCAGUAA
Messenger RNA from Stegostoma tigrinum, 3250 nucleotides. RefSeq names its product transcriptional regulator Myc-like. Gene Ontology annotation, biological process: regulation of transcription by RNA polymerase II; positive regulation of cell population proliferation. The transcript has 3 exons. The record is from RefSeq and is a predicted model, not a curated record. Lineage: Eukaryota; Metazoa; Chordata; Chondrichthyes; Orectolobiformes; Stegostomatidae. Gene Ontology annotation, molecular function: DNA-binding transcription factor activity, RNA polymerase II-specific; protein dimerization activity; RNA polymerase II cis-regulatory region sequence-specific DNA binding. The coding region runs from base 384 to 1742 and encodes 452 amino acids.